Molecule: messenger RNA, 2223 nt
Organism: Trichobilharzia regenti
Lineage: Eukaryota; Metazoa; Platyhelminthes; Trematoda; Strigeidida; Schistosomatidae
Source: the annotation of a GenBank genome assembly
CUCGCCGAAAACAUAUUGACUUUUGGAUGCCGCGGCUUCUUCGACAUAUACGGUACUCGUAGAAAAUUAAUUUCCUCUACAGCACAGGUCUGGUGUUGUUAGUCAUCAUAUGGUGUCCAAGCGCUUGUGAAUUAAAUCUCUCGUGGAAUGCACACUCAGUCUCUGUAUCACUUAGUCAUUCUAUUUGAAGAAACUAAGCCGAAAUUAUCAAAAACUAUUUCUUAUCGAUCUCCGUCUUUGCCGUACCCGUUUAUCAUUCGAAAGCCUCUUAAAAAAACUAGACACUCUAACUCAAGCACUUCAGAUACACUCGGUAGCAGACAAUUUAAUAACAUUGUCGUCGAAACUUACAUGAUGAGUAGGGGGUUUCUGUAUAAUAUCACUUUGGUUUUAGAUAAUCCAGAACCGUGGAAUAUUGAGAGAGACAAUGAGAUAAAUUUCUUCUCUGGCAAUCCUACUGUUGAAACUACUGAGGGUAUUAUUCACAUAUAUAAGAACCAGAGAGAAGUUCCUCGAUGUGCUGCUAUCGUUACAAGUACAAUGUUGUGUUUCUUCUCAGUACCAUCUCAUAUAACAGUAAAAGACCUGUUGGUUUUCAUUUCACCUAUGCGUAAUGUGAUAGAAGAGCUGAAAAUAGUAAAAGACUGUACACCUAACCGGUACAUGGCACUUCUUAAGUUUCGUACACCUGAAGAUACCGAUCAAUUUUAUGAUGCUUAUAACGGUAUUUGCUACAAUACUUUGGAGUCAGAAGUGUGUCAGCUAAUGUAUGUGUCACAUGUGGAGAUCACACAUCCUUCUACAGGUGUUGCAUUUCCUACAAAAGAUCUAAGAGAAUUACCUUCCUGCCCAGUAUGCUUAGAACGUCUGGAUGAACCUGUGCAAGGGAUUCUGACUACAAUUCUGUGCAAUCAUACAUUCCAUGAUGAAUGCAUUUCACGAGUAGAAGAUACAAUUUGUCCAGUUUGUCGUUAUGUUCAGUCACCUGAAAUGCUUGCUGAUGGUCAGUGUGCAGACUGUGAUAUUAGAGAAAACUUAUGGAUUUGUCUUAUAUGCGGUCAUGUUGGCUGUGGACGAUAUGGUCAAAAGCAUGCACAACUGCAUUUUGAAGAGACAGGGCAUACAUUUGCUCUAGAGCUUGGCAAAACUUUAGUAUGGGAUUAUGCUGAUGAUGCUUACGUUCAUCGGUUGGCUGUUAACCAUGAAGAUGGGAAGUUAGUUCAGCUUGGUCCAAGUAGUGAAACUGGUAGUAAAAAAUUAGACAUGCUUAGCAUGGAAUUUAGUGCUAUUCUAACAAGUCAAUUAGAAUCACAACGCGCCUAUUUCGAAGCACAAUUAGAUUUGAUUACAACUCAAUCAAAUGAACGUAUUGAAGAAGUUGAGGCUAGAGCUGAAAAAGCUUUGUCAGCUGCACGUUCAGCUGAAGGGAAGUUAUCUGAAGUUAUUAAAGAGAAUGGUGUAUUGAGUCGUAAAUUACAACAAGCAACAUCAUUAGCACAACGUUUACAAAAAGAGUUAGAAGAAGAGAGAGCAUUAAAUAAAAGUUUACUUUUGAAUGAAAAACUUGGCGUGAAAGAACAGAACAAGCGGAAACAGAGGCAAAAACAGCACGUGAAGAAUGUCGUGAAUUACUAUUAAAUUUAGAAUUACGUGAUAAAUUAAAUGAGCUGGGUACAAAUGAAGAGUUAACAAAAGAUGAACUUGAGAAUUGUGAAAUUUCAAUACAACCAGGAAAUUCACAUAAAUCAUCACAGAGAAGACGAAAAAAGCGUUGAGAAAAAAAAAGCUGACACACACACACAUUCAUGGAUAAAGUAUUAUCUCGGGCGUUUAUUCGUUGUCUUAUUUUUGUUUGAACUAAACAAAUAUCACGACAAUACACAGACACACACACCUACAGACAGACGCAGAGUUACUCUCGGCUUCUUUUUGUUCCUUAUUUUCUUUCUUGUCAAAAAGAUGAACCUAUUAUUAUUAUUAUUAUUGUAUGCGCCUUUAUUCUUUACUUCCAGUUUCUUUUGAAUACCAGUUUAUUCAUCAUUAUGCUAAGAAAUGAAGCAGAAAAGAGGAAGUGUGUAUUCGCUUAUAUAAUAAUGCGCAUGCUUAAUAAUUGUGUUUUGUAUAAUUUCUUCUUUUUUUUAAAAAAUUUUUUAUUUGUUGUGUUCAUCAAAAUUGUACAUUUUUUCUCUUGUGUAUAUUUAAAAAGAAAAGAUUAAUUAAUAA